AUGGCGAUGCCAUCAAAUGGAGAGAAGAGAAAUAAGAUGCUAUUAGACACAGAAGGUGAUCCUCUGGAAGCGGAGCUGAAUUACUUCAUUAUGGUGGUGGGAGAAGGCAAUGGAAGAGGACUUGCUCUUACUAAGACUUGUCCGCAAUACGUUGUGCAGGAUAAACAUGGAGAUGGGCUUCCUAUGCUAUUCCAUCCCAUUUGCAAUCAAAACACCUCGGUAUUUCUAGGCAAUACAGCCGUGCAUGUUGCAAUCUCUGGACCAUCUAUUUGUGGGAAUGAUACCGGAGGUGAUGGGUGGUCCAUGGAGAGGGUAUCUAAAAUUAACCAAACUUUGGUUAAAAUAAGUUCAGGGGAGGGGCAGUCGUUCAGGAUCUCCAAAAUAGGAGACAAUGAAUAUGGGCUCUUUUGGUGUCCAGCAGUGAUUUGCCACCCAGGGAUUGGGCUUGGCCCUUCCUGCAUCGGCCUUGGCAUUCAUAAUGGGUUUGGGGUCGUUGCAGGAGGUUUGCAGCCCCGGCGUGUGCAAUUCAAGAAAUUCACUUCCUAG
Cryptomeria japonica (Japanese cedar) is the source of this 546-nucleotide messenger RNA. Its product is annotated as factor Xa inhibitor BuXI-like. Gene Ontology annotation, molecular function: endopeptidase inhibitor activity. The transcript has a single exon. The record is from RefSeq and is a predicted model, not a curated record. Lineage: Eukaryota; Viridiplantae; Streptophyta; Pinopsida; Cupressales; Cupressaceae. The coding region runs from base 1 to 546 and encodes 181 amino acids.